This is a messenger RNA of Phytomonas sp. Hart1, 2529 nucleotides long. The record is from the annotation of a GenBank genome assembly. NCBI's taxonomy places the organism in Eukaryota, Euglenozoa, Kinetoplastea, Trypanosomatida, Trypanosomatidae.
AUGGAUGAACUCGAUGAUGGCGCUGUCGCCCCUCUCGAAACCACCCACGGAAAGAAAAACCUAACCCAAGACGCCCAAAACAAAGAAAACACACACCACAACUUUGAAAAGAAGGAGGGACAGAUAGAUCUACGGGCCCUCCCGCGCACGGCCCUCAUUGACAUCGUCCUGCACUACCUCAAUGCGUGUGAAAACCCUCAGCUCGUUUCCGCCGAUGAGGAGCACUUCAUCUUUCCUGUCCUCAUCGAGCGAUUAAAAGAGCUUCACGUGGGGGAAUUGUUGGAGAUCGUCCAGGUGCCUUAUGCGCGCUCGACAUUACUGCGGUACGGCCUCGCGUUGAAGGAUUUGAUUCGCGAUCGAAUCGCGCAGAUCACCUCGGCGGCGGCCCGACAACAGCACCUCGCGGCGUCCACUACUUCCGCGGAAAAAACUGAAGAUUCUGCGCCCCCGACGGACGGUGAGGGCGCCGCGGUAUUAUUAUACACCUUUGAGAAGGAGGACGCGGAUCGUUUGCGCACGGAGGAUCCAAUUUUGGCCGACGCGCUCACAGAGAUGAGCGCCGAGCAGGUAAUUAGGUGCAUCAUUGUAAUGGGCUUCGACGCGGGUCGGCGGAAGCGUGAUUUGGAGUUCUUCACAGCCCUCGGGUCGUUCCUGGUGUUCUUCAUUAACACCUACAAGAACCCGUCGGACCUCGUCCGCGUGCUUUCCGCCCUCAGUCGCGCGAAAAUUAUACCACCGAAGAGUUUUCUUGCCCUCCUCGCACGGCGGCUUCCGGUUUUGCACAAGAAAAACCCGCUAGAGCCGUUGAUGUGCUAUCGCGCGAUGGUGAACUUCGCGCGGAUGGGCCACGACCAGAUCACUGUCUACCGCUUUCUCGCCGAUGUCAUGUUCGCGCGGAUGGAGCAAAACCUCGCGGCGGAGCGUCUUGCAGUUGGCGGGGGGGGGCUUUCUCCUGCCUUUAAAGCCCCUGGGGUUGCAACAGCGACUCCUCCUGAAGGUGUAACAGCAACCCCUCCUGAAGGUGUAACAGUGACUCCUCCUGAAGGUGUAACAGCAACCCCUCUUGAAGGUGUAACAGUGACUCCUCCUGAAGGUGUAACAGCAACCCCUCCUAGGGCUGCAACAGCGACUUCCUCUAAGACUAUAAAAGCGACCUCUGCUGCCGCUCCUUCUCCUCUCUCGGCGCGGGCGCGUUUGACGCUCCUGAGCGGGCUUACCCCCGCGUGCUUCACGCGCUGGCUUGCCAUCCUCGCGCAGCUCGGCGCCCCCCAUCAACCCUACCUCCGCCCGCUGCUCCGUCCGUUAGUGGUGCCCGCGCUGACGGGGCUGCCCCCGCCCAGCUUCUCCCGGCUUCUCCACGCGGCCCGACGCUUCCGCGCUGGGGAUGCCGUCCUCGUCGAGGGCGUUGUGGCUCUCCUUUCGCGCACGGGAAAGAAGGGAGGCGGGCCGCGGCCGGCCGACCUCAUCGCACUGCUUAGCCUCCUCUCCGUCACUGACGGCGCAGUGCCGGAGAACUUCGACGAGCUCGCGCGGCUCUGCCGGGAUGGCCUCUCCCCACCUGAGGAGAAUGAAAGCAAUCGUGAAGAUGAAAAUGAAGAGGAGAAAGAAAAACAUGAAGAAAAGGGAAAAGGGGGGGUGUUCCUCCGCCCGAAGGAGAUGUGCGAUGUGGCGAUGGCGGUCUAUGUGCUCGGGCGCCGGACCGACCUCGAACUCGCGGCGUUGGCCCCGCUGGAGGGGCUGAUGGAGAGCUUCGCGCGGCGGAUGACGGUGAUGAUGAACUUCGGCCUCGCCCCACUCCCCGCCGUCGACGCCUUCGCGGAGCUCUGCACGGCGCAGCUCCACCCCGAUCCCUCCGGCAGCAUCGCGCGGAUGGUCGAUAAGCGGCGCCAGAUCAGCCAACAAACAGGCGAGGCCGCGUCUUCGUCCCUUUCUUCAGGCUCACAGGGGAAUCUGACGAUAAUUGCAGGGGAGGAGCUCUACGAGAGCGCGAUCGAUAUCGACGUCCGCGAGGUCAUCCGCGGCAUCUGCGCAGUAAAUGAGAGCAACACCUACGGUGGUUACCGCCCGCUCCCGGGGCCUUUGCAGGUCGAUUUUCGCGAGCUUCUGGCAAAAUCCUCGGCGAUGGAUAUUUUGGUCGCCCUCGACAUCUUCGAGCAGGCCUUCCCCAAAUCGUUGAAGAUCUCCACUGGUCGGUUUCUUACGCGAAGUCUGCUCGCGAAGUUCAGCGGAGAAGGUGAGGAGGUAAUCGCAGCAGAGCAUACUCUGGAAAUUCGAAAAGUAUCGCCAGAGCUUUUGCUUACGCGGGAAGGGCUUUUACAGCUUGCUCAGCUCGUCCGACGAACACCGUUGAAGAAGGUUCGCCGUUCCGAAAAGGUAUGGAGUUUUAUUUUAACGAAGGCGAAAAACUUAGGGAUGGAGGACGUAGAGGCGGUGAAAUUCAAACAAUUCGAAAAAAAGGAUAAGGAAGUGGGAGAAGGUGUAAUGUCGAAUGCAAAAGCCACUGCGGUAUCUAUUGAGGCUCACGGAUGA